GUUUGCAAUGUUCUCUCUCCUUUUUCUAUUGUUUAAGUUAUAUUAUGCAGUAGGAGCUUUUUAGAAUAUACAAAGAAUGGAUUCCCUUUUAGAAACUGCUGGUAAUUUGGAUCAAUUGUUGGAUGACUUUGAAGAAAAUGAAGAAGAGGAGCCAAUCAUGACUAGUCAUUCUUUCAAAACUGAGAAUGGGAAAACAUUGGAUACUACAGUUGAGAAUGGAUCAAUUGUAACUUUGGUGGACAACCAUUUACCUCAAAAGACAUUGGAACUUAGUGAUGUUUCAAAUAUAAAAAACUAUGUUUCGGAAUCACAAAGUUCUGAUAUUCAAAACUCAAAUGAUGAUUCAGAAUUGAAAAAUGGAAUACCAGAGCAUGUAGUAACAAAAAUAGAACAAGAUAGUGUAUCAUCUACCGAAAUGCCUGAAGGUGAAAAUAUGAAUCAAUCACAACCUGAUAAUAAACAAGAACAGAAUGAAAAAUUAAACAUAGACAUUUCAAAUGUGAAAGAUUUACCUCCUGAAAAUGUGCCUAUUAUUGAUCCUAAAUCAAUACAUGUCUCAGUGCCUCUUCCCAUCUCUGAGCAAGGUCAAACAAGCGAGGAAUUUGUUGUUGUUAAUAAUGAAGAUAAAUCAGAGAUGAUUGAUUCUGAUCAAGGAAUCAAUCAAACAAAUUCUGAAAUUUUGAUGGAAUUAUUUGGUGCGGCACCAGAUAUCAAAACGCCAAAAAAUCCUGAAAAUCCAGAUAUUGGUACAAAUGGGAUGUUGUCACCUUUAAAUCCAUUUAAUAUUGAUUUGCUACCGCCCAAUGGGGGAUUGAAUAAUGAUACUAAAGCGCAAAUGCAGCCAUCUGGGAUUUUUAGUUGGGAGAAUAUGGAUAAACUGGGACAAAAUGAAAAUACUUUAUCUCCAGUAAGUAAUGGGUUACCCAUUUCUCCUCCCGGAUACCAAGGUCCAAAUCCAUUUUUAUUGGACAUGGAUAACAAAACACCAACUGGAAAUUCAUUACAACCUGAACUUUCAGCAUUUACUUAUGAUAUGGAAAACAAUAUUGAUGCUCCCAAACAAAUCGAUAAUAUUGAACCAGCGCAAAUUGCCAACCAAGCAGCUGAAACAAAUCCGAAGGUUUUGAUUGAGAAAACAAAUCCUUUGCCAAGUCAGGUUGACACAAUGAUAACAGGUGCCUCUGAAAUUAAACCUCUUCCAAUGGACCAUGAAAAUUAUGUUGUCGUCCCUGCUAUUAAAAAUCGUGAUGUUGCUCCUGUACAAACCUCUUUUGAAAAGCAAGAAAAAUUGUCUGUUGGAUUUAUGAAAGAGGUUGCAGUUACAGAGGAAGAAUUUGAAAAGUUUCUUGCAGAAAUGGAAGAAGAGGAUAGCAGAACAUCAAUCAACCCAAAUAGGGAUACUCCAGGUCAUUUGGACACUAAAACCAGUGGGGCAAAUGUGUCAUUUUCUAUUAUUGGUACAGCAGAAAACUUGUCAGAUAUGACGACUGCAGUGUCUGUUGUAAACAGUGAUCCCACUACCAAUAAUAGUAUAAAUGUACCUGGAAAUACAUUAAAUUUUGGAUUUUCUAUUGGAGAAAAUAUUGUGGGAACCCAGUUUGGUAUCGAUGCUCCACCUGUAAAUGCAAUUCCUGUAGCGAUACCUGUUGGUGGAAACAAUGCAACAAACAAUGGUGAAAUGAUUCAACAAGGAUCUCCAACGUUUCCUCUCCGAAGAAAAACAGCUCAAGUGCAAGGGCUCGAACCAUCCAGAAUGGAGAUUUCUGAAUCUGAACAUCACUCUCAAAAUGAAAGACUUCAUUUAAAUAUCGAGUCAAUAGAACAAGCCCCAAAAAAUGGAUCUAAAUAUCCCAACACACCGCCCCCUCCAUACACUCAAGAAAUGCUUGCAAAUUAUGAGCAAGCUAUGUCACCCGAGCAUUUGAGACCUCCAACAGGCCAUCAGAUUAAUCAGGAAGAGCAAACCUCUAUGCUUCAAGAAUCCGAGCCACAAGAUCACAGUCAAGCUGAAGAAGCAGAAAAUGACUUUUCACUUUUGCCAAGUGCAAUACUGGAAUCUAUAACUCGACCUGGUGACACAAAACCAAAGUGGGUUCCAGAUCAUGAUGCUCCACAGUGCAGUAAUUGUGCUGCAAAGUUCACUUUUACAAAGAGAAGGCAUCAUUGUCGAGCUUGUGGAAGGGUAUAUUGUGCAACAUGCUGUAAUGAAAGAAGCCAGUUAAAAUACCUGGAUUACAAAGAAGCAAGAGUUUGUUCUAUGUGUUGUUUGGCAAUAAAACAAGCUGAUGCAUUGGCUGAAAUGUCUCGCAAAGCAGCAGCAGCCCAAGCCGCUUCUACAGCUACUCACAUUCAAUCAUUAGAAGCCUCUACUACAGAUAUGGCACCGGCAGAAGAGGCUGUAGAUGCAGCCAGAACCCCAUCUGAUCCUCUUCCAGAAGUUCCAACAAAUCUUCCGAUUGAAACUAGCCAGGAGGCAGAAGAAGUUACUAUGGCUGAUCAGACAUUACAAGAUAGACCUACAUCAAUUAUCAAUGUUCCUUCAAGUACUGCUGGAGAAGAGAUGGAAGUAGAAGGUUCUUUAUCAAAUACUCCAAAUACCAAAAGUGUUAGAUUUUCUGAUGGUACAAGACCGAAACAUCCAGAUGAAAUGCCAACGACUCCUCCACCUCCUUCAAGAAUGAACAGAGUGCGAAAAAAGCAUGGACACCACACAAAUGAUCCUAAUGCAGUUGUUGGACACAAUCUUCCACCCAUUAUCAUUGCUCAUGGAGAAAAUGGUGCCUUUGCUGUGCAAGAAAAUCCAGACAUGAAUGUUGUAACAGAUUUAUUGGAAUCGGGAGGAACAACUCCACAAUCAUUUGCUUUUCCUAAUUUAAUAAUCAACCUUCAGUUUAUAUCAUAUGCAAAUCGUCAGUGUUGGUGCUUCUGGUCUAAAGGCAUGGAUGGAGUAGGACAGAGAGAAGUUGCUUUAAUAUUGGAAAGAGAAGGACUUGGUGAUAGAAGAAUUCCACAUGACGCAUUCACUUUUUUCACUUGCAUUUUUGAUCGAGCUAGAAAAGGAAAGAUGUUCAAUACAACAGAUUUUAUGCCUGUUACUAUGCUUGGGUUCGAUGACAAUGAUGAAUUAUUCGGAAAGAAGGAAAAUGCUGGCUUCAUGUUCGUACAAGCUUCUUCACAACCACUCGAUGGCCUCGGCUGCUUGAAAAGAAAGUUAAAACAUGUUUCUGGUGAAUUGAAUAAUACUGAAGAUGACUUAGCCAUAAGAUCUAUGUUAUUCGCAAUACUUGUACAAAAGACAGAAGCGCCGUGGGCUACUUUAUUUCCAAUGAGGUUGAUGCUACGACUUGGGAUGGAAACGAAACAAUAUCCAUGUCCCCUUUUCUCUGUGAGGCAACGUCAACCGGUAUAUCACGAACUAGGUCACACUAUUCUAGGAAUUUUAUGUGAUUUCAGAAAUUUUAAAUAUCGUGUCGUCAGUGUGCCAGGUCUGAGGGUUGUUGCAACAGCAAUUGGGAACGUCAGUGUUCAAAUACCAUGCAACAGAUUCACCGACACAGUUAAAAUAAUGAACAGUUCUAAUGAAUCUGUCCUUGCCAUCGGAACUGGAACUUUUGGUCCGAAAAUUCGAACACAGGAUGAGAUGGGAGCACCAUGUGAUGGGCCAUGUGAAUCUCAUCUUGUAUGUGUGCAGGAUCAAAAUACUUCAAGUUAUCACACAGAGAUAUUGAAUAUGAAGGACAUCAAAGCCUCAAAUACAGGAGCUGCUUUUGUUAUUUUCAAUGGUUCGUUAAAAUCUGACGGAAGUAACAAAGCAAAAUGUGCAAUAGUAGAAGAUGGAAUUAUGAUCCAACUUCUGCCAGAAAAAAUGGAGGAACUAAGAGCUUCAUUAAGAUCAAUGGAAGAUUUCAGAUUGCAAAUGGGACCUGAUGCUCAUUCGUCUUCAGUUACAGAGCUUACAAAUCUGUCUGAACUAACAUCACAGGAUUCGCCAAUGAUUGAAGUGAAAUGGGUUGAAGAUGAUACAGCCUUCAAUAUUGGAAUGUUUAGUCCCAUUGAUGGAACUCCGUUUGAAGGUGUUGUUGGAUUCAAUGUUCAAGGCAGGAGUGAACAGAAAGGAAGAAAACACACACUCAGAUGGAAUCAGGUUUUUUUUCUUGCAAGUACGAGUGAUCCACUUGACAUGAGUAGAUUAGCAGAGCAAGUAGCAAAUGGAUGUUUCCUAGCUUUAACUCCAGUAUUGCAUGAACUAGCAAGACACAGGCAAAAUAAACUUGCUGUCAGGGUUACGAUCCACCCUGAAAAUGUCGGAUAUGUCGCUGGAAGUGGAUUGAAAGAUCUGCCAACACCAUGCAUGAAUGCUCUUGAUGAACAUUUAAUACAAACAAUACAUAGUGCUGCAAACAGUGUUCCUGUAGAACAGGAGGCUGUCAUCAUUGAACUUCUUUUCUCUAUUUUAUUAUCAAGACCUGGAUAUCGCACUGCUUAACACAACACACAAUUGAAAGCGAUCGCCAUAACAUGUUGCCACCACAGUCUUGAAUAAGGGAUCAGUCCAAUACUUUAUAUGUACCACCAUCGAUUUUUAAGACUUCAAGCUGAUACUGCUCAUUCAAAAAUAUUGAUCAAGCUUUCCAACAGGUACAGCAUAUUGUAAAUGAAGAUAUCCAUGCCUGAUAACAGUCUCUGAUUCCAUUAAUAGCUUUUAGAAAAUGUUAUUUGAACACAGAUAUAUGCUCUGAAACCAUGGCCAUUUUUAGAAGUUACAAGUCGCGUUAUUCUCAACGACCAUCUAUGAAUAAAUAAUUUCUAAAAGAUUGAUCUGGUGACCGCUAAAUAUUUUUAGCCAAUUCUUAUUCACACCAUAUUUGUUAGAAUAUUGAACUCUGAUUGUUUUGAGGCUACAAUAUGGAAACCAGUAUCUUACCGUCUCAAUUACAUACAACAGACUUUCAGUAAAAUCAUUGAUAAAUCACUUAAAACUAUGGGAGCCACCUAUUCUCUCCAGUGCAAAUUUUCUCAAGUCAUUACCAGUGCGAGUUGUUCCAUUUACUCCAUGACUGUUUAUUACCCAUCGCAAUUAUUGUAAUAAUGGCUCAAAGCAUCUACACUUCAAACUCAAGUCGUGGCGUGAUAUGUAAAUUUUGUUAUCUUCUUCAAUGCAAGUUAAAGUAUUAUAUUUUGUAAAUAAGAUUACAUUGCCUAUAUUAUACAUCAAUAUAUUUUCUUCUUGUUUCAAAAAGGUCGCUCUUUUUUGUUGUUUUUUGUUAUGUUGUUACAGAAAGAAAUCAGUAUUUCUAUUGUAAGAUUCCUUUUUGCUGAGAACUACUUUAACAUAAUUAAAAUGUUUGAUGUGAAUUCCCGGACUUGGAAUUCAGACAAGUCAGCCUUAAGUUUUCUUAACAGUCCUAAAACUAACAUUCUAUUAAAAGUUCACAAACGCCUAUGUUUUCGAAAGUUGAUUUCAAAUCUAAAACCCGGAGUCACAGUCCAAUUCAUCAUGAUCUGGAGUCUGAACUAAAAAUUGAGUAGAUUUUCCUUGGCUACACAUCCCAGAUGUAGGAUCAUUUGUGAUUUACUUCAUUAUUACAGUAUGCAGUUUGUUUAUAGCCAUUCAAUAAUUUUAGUCAACAAACUCAGGUGGGUGUGACAAAAACAUAAUUGGAGAGAAUAUAUCUUUGUUCUGUGGAAUUAUGUAUUUUUUCAUGCUUAUGUCACAGCUUGAAACUUAUUCUACUAUUACAAAGCAUCUUAACUUUCAUAUUCUGAUGAAAUAAAUCUGAUAAUUUAA
Styela clava is the source of this 5788-nucleotide messenger RNA. Its product is annotated as zinc finger FYVE domain-containing protein 16-like. The record is from RefSeq and is a predicted model, not a curated record. Gene Ontology annotation, molecular function: metal ion binding. Gene Ontology annotation, biological process: endosomal transport. Gene Ontology annotation, cellular component: early endosome membrane. Lineage: Eukaryota; Metazoa; Chordata; Ascidiacea; Stolidobranchia; Styelidae.